AUGGGCCUUCCAGCACGCAGAAAGCGCGUUAUACUUCCUAUGUAUAAGGUUACUGACCAUACACCGUCCGUUUAUAACGAUCCAUUUUCAAAUAGAUUGAUACCCGUAGGAUACUUUUUAAACAACCUUGAUGAAAUCGGACCGGCUCAUUGGAACAAUCCACAAUCGGCAGAUUAUUCUUUAAAGAUAAUUAAACCUCAAGAGGUUGAUUAUUUUUUGAGAAGCAAUUGGAUAAUUAAUCAAAACAUGACUCAACAACAAUAUGGAUCUGAAAAUGAAUGGCAAGAGAAUUUACUGGACUGUCAAACAUUACCUGUCGCCUGUAGUGAUGAAUUUUGUUCCGCUGCUGAUGCUGCAGCCUUAACAAUUUAUUUCAAUGCCGCUAUGAUUAAUUAUAAACAAAUAAUGAGUCAUAGUAUUCAACGUUAUGAUGAUCAAGUUAAUAACGUAAUGCCUUCACCACCUUCAUCACCAAUAGUUGAUUCACAUAAUUCACCAAGUGAUGAUGAUUCAGCUACAAAUAUUUCAAAUUUAUCCAUUCAAAAAAUUUCACCAUCGUCAGGAUCGCCACCCGAUUAUUAUUUUCAUAUUCAUACUUUGAUAUUGGCUACCCAAUCGGGGUACUUCAACCAAUUGUUCGGUCCGAUAAACCUCCAUUCAUCUUCUUCACAAUUACCCAAUACAUUAUUUGUACCAAUCCCGUAUCCCGAAUGUUUUGGUACUAUAUUGCAUUGGUUAUAUCAUCAUGACGAUGAUGCUUGGUUAGAUGAUAUAACCGAAGAAAAUUUUGAAAAAUUUUAUUGGAAUAUAAGAUUUUUAAAAUUGGGUAAAGAAGCUUAUGAUGUUUUGGAUGAAUGGAUCGAUGAGCGCUUGGAAGAUGGAAUUAGCUUCGAUU
Molecule: messenger RNA, 895 nt
Organism: Racocetra persica
Lineage: Eukaryota; Fungi; Glomeromycota; Glomeromycetes; Diversisporales; Gigasporaceae
Source: the annotation of a GenBank genome assembly